AUGGAAAACACGCAUAUUAAAAGUGAAGAACCACCCUCUGUGACUUCCAACAAUGAGACUGCCACCGUUGCUGCUUCAACAGACAAUACUGUGACUAGUAGUAGUCCCACCUCCACUUUCCAACCAUUUCAACAGCUUCACGAGGCUGUUUUGGCUGCUGUCAAUAGUAACUCGGCCACACUGCCUAGUAGUUUCUUAUCGGCCGCAGUUGCUGCUGCUCAGGCCAAUAAUGUAGCUAUCCACCCCCAUCCUCAACAAAUCGAGUCUGCUCUAGACCACACAGGUCUUGACCAACACCAGCAACAACAACGUCAUGUUCCCGAUAUCGAUAUCGCAAAGAAAGAGAGUAUACGUGCUUCUAACAGGGAAAGAAAAAAGAAAUGGCGUAUUCAUAAUGAAGAACGAAACAAAGACAAUGAUUUAAGAUGCAGAGUGAACAAAAGAGCCACAAAACUAUAUGGUCCUAGUGACUCGCCUGCAAAACAGAAAUGGAUCAAUGAAGAAUUUGAAAAACGUCGUCAAAAGCGUAUGGAAAAAGAACGUAGAAAGCAUCUUGUCAAUAAUGUCUUGAGUGUUCCUAGUACUACCACACCUUCAGGUGACGCUGAAGCAAACAAUCGAGCUCAUGCUGCGGAUAAUAAUGGUGACAAUGUCCAAAUGUCUGGCAUUGGUCAAAUUCCUAAUUACUACACACCUUUACCUCAGAUUGACACAGCCACAGCAGCCAAAUUACUGGAUUUCCCAACAGACUUACAGCGUCAAUUGCUAGAACAAUUAAAUAAUAGCAUGCUGGCUCUUACGAACGGUAUCCAACAAGCUGCAGCACAGCCUGGUGAAAGUUCCACAGACAACAACACAAAUGAAACGAACAAUGAAACACAAAUAAACCCAACAAGCCAAUUUCCAGACAACGCAGUGACCAAUGAAGCACUUCAACAAGUGAUUGCACAAGGCUUAUCGACAAACACAACAAGUGCUGCCAGUAGUAGUGGACAUAAUUCGCCCAUGCAAUACUCAGCCACAACAAACACAAGUAAUGACAUGCCAGAAAUCAAAGAAGAAGGCGGCCCCAGUACUCAUGUGGAUGAAACCCCCAAAGAAGAAGGCGAUAAAGAAACGAAAGAAGAGGAAACAAAAGAAGGAAAGAAGCCCGAAUAUCCAAUGGAUGCUGUUCUUACCUUGAUGCAAUUAAAUGCAGGAUGGCGACAAUAA
Gilbertella persicaria is the source of this 1212-nucleotide messenger RNA. RefSeq lists its product as uncharacterized. Bases 1 to 1212 code for a protein of 403 amino acids. The record is from RefSeq and is a predicted model, not a curated record. Lineage: Eukaryota; Fungi; Mucoromycota; Mucoromycetes; Mucorales; Choanephoraceae. The transcript is spliced from 3 exons.